CCGAAACAAUGGCCGAAGUCGCUCAACCUCUUCACCCAGACAUCAUUCCCCGCCUUGAUCCAGAAUAUAUCGCCUUCCACAACGCCCACAUUGCACAUAUCGUUCCCCCUCACACUCUCCCAUGGGAUGCAUCCUUGCGCAGUCGCCCUCCAGUACCAGGAAGUCGCGAGGUAGUCGAGGUUGGAGCUGUUACAGACUUUGCGCUCAGUAAAUCCAAGAUUCGCGCGUUUACCCCCAAAGGGGAGCCCCCUUCAGGGGGUUGGCCCGUGUUUGUCUGGUACCAUGGCGGUGGUUGGACACUGGGGAACAUCAACACGGAGAAUGCAUUUGUGUCACGUGUUUGCAGAGGUAUUGUAGUUUACGUGGUCUGUGUGGUAGUGACGUCAGAUUAUCGCUUAGGCCCUGAGGAACC
Serpula lacrymans var. lacrymans S7.9 is the source of this 412-nucleotide messenger RNA. RefSeq lists its product as uncharacterized. The record is from RefSeq and is a predicted model, not a curated record. Lineage: Eukaryota; Fungi; Basidiomycota; Agaricomycetes; Boletales; Serpulaceae. The transcript is spliced from 3 exons. The annotation marks the transcript as partial.